CGCGGCUCUGGUCGCAGCCGAGCAGAAAUGGCACGUGCAGUUUUCCCGAAAUGACCCUGCGCUGACAGUUUCGGUGGCACCACGGCGGCGGCGGCGACCGGCGACGAGGCGUGAACUCACCCGAUUUCGCAGCAGAGCAGGCACGUGCUCGAAGCUUCCAGUCCGCCAUGCCCCAAGCCACCACGGCCUCAGCCGCAGCGGCGACAGCGAGGCUCCCCCGUGAUGCCCUCCUCCGCAUCGCAGCGCCGCUCCGCGAGCCCCUCGCCGCUGCGCCCUACGAGCCCCCCGCGGGCUCAUCCGCCUCCGUCAAGUCCCUCCUCGCCUCUCUCCUUCCUUCCGCUUCCCCGGCCCAGCCCCAGCCCGGGGCGGGCAAGGAGGCAGUGGACCUGCUACUCUUCUGCGCCGCCGUCCUCGCGAGCUCUCCAGAGCACCCCGCACUGCACUGGGUCCCGGCGGGCCUUGCGGGGGCGGCCGCCACCGCGGUGGGGGAGAUGGCGGCGGCGGGUGGGUGGGGCAGCGUCGGGGAGAUGGUGGUGGCAGUGAUGCCGGAGGUGGUGCCUCCUCUCAAGACCAUGGUGAAGGACUCGUGCGUUGACGCUGACAACGACGAGAUUGGGGCUGUGAAGCCGCCCAAGGAGCAUGCUGUGGUCUCCGCGCACCAGUUCCGGUGGCUGGUGUCUCAGGUUUGUUACCCUAAGCUUGGUGAUUUGUGUUGGUUAGUCAUUCCAUGUGCUCUGACAACCUUGGAUCAUUGGUCACCAGAAGUUAAGGAACAGGGUAUAGUUGGUUUCAUACACAUAGCGAAGAACGUGAAAGUAACCGAAUUAAGUUUGUAUGAAGAUGCCAUACUUGAUGCAUGCUGCCAUAACAUUCCUGCCGACAAUGAGUUAUGGUAUCGUGUUGUUGAGGUAUCUGUGCUAUUGUUAACAUGCACUCAGCGAAGUAAUCCCCGUAGCCCCUGGUAUGAUCGUAUGCUCAGUGAGAUGUUAGGCCACUUGGAACGGCAACCACUAAAUAAAGAACGCCGUGUUGCAUGGCUGACCCUUAUUGGGCCAAUUUUUGAUGCUAUGGGCCUCUUCUUAUUGGCUCAUUUUCGUCGCCUUUUUUCGCUCUUUUUCCAGUGGAUGCAUACUGAUGAUGAUAUGACAGUUCUUCUGGUUUUGGAGCAAAUGCAUGCCAUCAUCAAGCUUACCUGGAUUAGGAAAUCACCUUAUACUUCAAGGCUGGUGGAUGAACUUGUUCUCUUGUAUAAAGAGUCAGCGACAAGGAGCAGCCGUGAGGUCAUACGAACUCAUAUCCUGGAAAUGCUUGUACUGCUUCAGAAUUGCAAGGGACAACAAUUUGAGGAGGCUUGGAAGAAGCAUGAACUUGACCCAGACUUGACAAUGCUGCUGUCAACUUUCAAUCAGCUUUGUAUAAAAAAUAGUUCACCUGGAUGUUGAGUUGAACUAGGUAUUCUCAGUCACUCAGUGUACCAUUGCUAUCCCGGCUGGCUUGGCUGAGGUUUCUUCUUGGUUGUAAUGCCGCGGCGGAGUUUUUCUUUUUUUAAUUCUGCCAUUCUGGUCUACGGAACGAAAUCAGCUCUGAUUCUUGUGGCAAAUCCCAUUCAAAAUUUUGAAGUAUCCGUAGGGGCAACUGGGGCAUCGGGCAUGGUA
Messenger RNA from Panicum hallii, 1655 nucleotides. RefSeq lists its product as uncharacterized. Bases 168 to 1442 code for a protein of 424 amino acids. The transcript has 7 exons. The record is from RefSeq and is a predicted model, not a curated record. NCBI's taxonomy places the organism in Eukaryota, Viridiplantae, Streptophyta, Magnoliopsida, Poales, Poaceae.